AUGCUACUGUUUCUUUAUCCAUUGAUAAUAGGGCUCGUCAUCCAGAUUGCUUUUGUUACCGCAGAUAUAACAUAUAAUGUUAUUCUUAAUUCUCCAUCAACAGAUGCAGGUGUUAUAGUUAAUAAUGUUGUUUAUGCCUUAAAACCGUCUCCUCUGAGUAGUAUCCUUUUCCAAGGUGAAGCUCCUUCCAAUGCCACUUAUGCUUAUGCUAUACUUAAAAAGGGGACUCUCGAUGUUAUUGAACGUGAAAAGUUUACUCGGUCGGGUAGAUCUAAAGACACUCUGAAUGAGUUCUAUAAUCGAGAUUGGAAUACAAAGAAAUUGAUAAGUUAUGACAAAAUUAAAACGAUUACUAAAAACUUUAAUCGUCGGUCCGAUAAUGAAUUACAUCCUAUUGGGGAAAUUCCAACUAUACAUGUUACAGCGAAGCAAUCUGACCUUGAUAAUAUUCAUAUCCAUUAUUUGCAGGACAUUAAUAUUUCGGCAAAUAUUACAUACAUUAGUACAACUUUUGUUAAAUCAUUUACAGAUGCAAAAUUUGAAAUUGGCGGUAGAUCUUCAAGACAAUUUACUAAAUUUGCUUACAAUAUCAAACUCAAGAAGAAAUCUAAUGAUAAUCUUAGUGGUUUCAAGAAGUUAAAAUUACGUACUACUGUUAGUGAUCCUAGCUAUAUUCGUGAAUACUUGGCAUCUGAAAUGUACUAUGCUGCAAACCAACCUGCUACAAGAGGCUCUUAUGUCAGAGUAUUUUUAAAUGAUCGAGCUGUCGGUUUAUUCACUCUUUUUGAAAAAUAUGAUGAUGUUUGGCUCGCAAAUGAAUUUGGUGCGGGAUCUAAAGAUUAUAAGGAUGGAGCUCUUUAUGAAGGAGAAGGUGGUACACGCAGUCGUCGUGCUGAUUUAUCUUAUAAGGGGGAUGAUCUCGCCUCUUACGAAAAAUCUGCAUACUCUAUUGCUGAGACGGCAAAAGACUUGAGCGAACUCAUUAGUUUUAAUAAGUUUAUUAAUGACCAAUUGGAAUUCCAAAAGACAGCAAAUAAUGCAUCAAUAUCAGCAACUACUCUAGAAUGGGAAAAGCAAAUUGACGUAGAAGGCUUUUUAGUGUGUAUGGCAUUUGAAUUUCUGCAUGGUUUUUGGGAUGGCUAUCUUCAUAACACGAAUAAUUACUUCCUUUAUAAAUCACCAGAACAGAAUCGUUUUAUUUGGAUUCCCUGGGACUUUGACUAUUAUAUGGGAAGUGGACCGGUCUCUAUGAAGAAAAUCUCAGUAGGAGAUUAUAAUAAUUAUGACGGUAUUCAGUCAAGACCUUUAAUUAAAGCCCUUUUAAAAGUACCUGAAUAUAGAGCUCUCUUUGAAGAUCAUCUCCAAACAUUGAUUGAUAAACUAUAUAAUCCAACUUAUUCAAAUCCUGUUAUAGACUCUAUUGUCAACUUCAUUCAAGAUGAUGUCGCAUGGGAUAAAUCUUUACGACAUAUCAGGUCUGGACGCGAAUUCUUGCCCAACUUUAUAGAAAAUAUCAUCAACCAUAAUUUUAAUAAUCAAACAAAUCAAAAUCAAGGUACGCCUUCCAGUUUGAGUUUAACAACUGCUGCUGAAUUCUUGAUCAGAUUAAAUUCAAAGAUCUCCCACAGUAAGGCUAUUAAUGGCAAAACAAGACAUAAAUCUCUCUAUGCUGUCAAAGAGUGGAUUCGUGUCAAACUUGCCAAUAUUUCAAAGAGAACUGUUUAUCAUCCAUUAUUACCCAUUCCAUUAAAAUAA
Molecule: messenger RNA, 1755 nt
Organism: Cokeromyces recurvatus
Lineage: Eukaryota; Fungi; Mucoromycota; Mucoromycetes; Mucorales; Mucoraceae
Product: coth protein-domain-containing protein
Exons: 5
Coding region: 1-1755 (584 amino acids)
Source: RefSeq, a predicted model, not a curated record